AUGACCCUCCUUUUUUGCCUGCUCAUUUUUUCCACUCUUUUGGGACCGCUGAAAGCUUCUUCAGUCGGGUAUGCACGACGAGCACCUACCAGUCUAAACUGGACUCCAUGUGCCAACGCGCCGAGCGGUUCAAGGCUAGAGUGCGCAAAGGCACAGGUCCCCUUGGAUUGGGCUAAUUCGACUCAAGGAACGAUAGAUCUGUCGGUCAUGCGUCUUCCCGCUAAACAGUCUCGAAAGGGUGGCCCCGGGGUAUCUGGGCUUGAACUUGUAAUGAAACAAGGCGACCUGCUGCAAUCUCAGCUAGGGGAAGACUGGGACGUGGUUAGCUGGGAUACUCGCGGAAUCGGAGAAUCAGGCCCAGAUAUCAAGCUGUUUGCCUCUGACUCGGAGUACGAUGCGUUCUGGUCUCGCCUUCAGGGCAAUAAAACGCUUAGUUCUCGUGGAAAUCUUACCCAGAGUGCCGAUGCAGAAGCCUUCACGUCCCAGGUGCCGACUUUCGACAACUUUACGAUAUCCCUGAAUGAGAUGAUGGUGUCCAAGAAUGGGGAUAAACUAAAGCAUGUUGGAACUUGUGCCAAUGUCCGAGAUCUCGUCUACCUUGUUGAUGCUACAUACGGGGAAGGGUUCGACGUCAACUUCUGGGGGAUUAGCUACGGUACCUUGUUGGGGACAUAUCUUACACAGAUGUUUCCUGAGCGCGUUGGACGAGUCAUCUUAGACGGGGUAUACGAUGCCGAAAAGCAUUCAAACCAGGCCCCUAUGAAGUGGAUCGACACUGAUGAUCUGACCAUUGAUCAUGGCCUUCUAAUGUGGGCUCAAGCAUGUGCCGCAACGCCUAACUGCUAUGCUGCAAGGCAACUGUCCAACCCGACGCCAGAAAAGGUGCUGGCGUUGUUCGACCAAGCGCUCAAUACGGCGCACGCUCAGUACAACGGCUACGUGUGGACAGUACAGGGACAGAAUAAUCAGACCGCCUACCUUGAUAAAAACAAUUUCUCCUGGGAUUUCAUUGCUUCCAACAUUCGCACUGCUCUCUACGACCAAAAAUUGUGGCAGAUCCUUGGGGAAACCAUACCUGUGAUUGUUUCUUUACAGCACAAUAGCAAAGAGACGGCUCAAUUCGAGUUAAAACUUCCAUUUCGUCCGCAGUACGGUAUCCUUCCAGAGUACGCACUCGACAUGGUCAACAUUGCAAUCUACUGUAGCGACACAAUCGAUCCAGCAGGUGAGACGACAGAAGACCUGUUCCAAGCGUUCGUCGAUGCGGCCCAGAAGACGUCCAAGUGGGCCGGUGCAACCCUCGCCCAAAAUAUGCGAAGCCAUUGCCAUCGCUUUGCUUCUCGAGCAAUUGAGAGGUUACCACAGAAGAUGAAUAAGAAGCCAAAGAACGUAGUUUUGGUCAUAGGCAACACUGGAGACCCGAUUACCCCUUAUGAUUCCGCGCGCCGAGUUGCGUCCUCAGAGUUUCUCGGAAACCAAUCACGAUUAAUCAAGUUUAAUGCUGUUGGACACGGUUCUCAUGCAUUGAAUUCAACAUGUGUCGAUAAUGCAGUAAAGAGGUACGUCAACGGGGAACCUCCGAGCGACAAAGGCAACGACGAGGCAGAUAUUGUUUGCGACGUGGAUAGGACGCCCUAUGGGUCGAUUCCCCAAGAAUGGCGAAGCUCGGCGGUUCUCUCAACCAGAAUCAAGACUUGGGCUCGUAUGGUUGCAUGGAAUACUCCUAUACCUUCUGCACGGUGA
Molecule: messenger RNA, 1743 nt
Organism: Serendipita indica DSM 11827
Lineage: Eukaryota; Fungi; Basidiomycota; Agaricomycetes; Sebacinales; Serendipitaceae
Source: the annotation of a GenBank genome assembly